AUGGCAGACAUUGAACCAUUCACCAUCAAUAUCCCCGACUCCUCCCUCUCGGACCUCAAGACUCGUCUCUCGCUCGCUCGCUUCCCAGACGAGCUUGAGGGUGCGGCGUGGGACUAUGGCGCUCCCCUGGCGGAUGUGCAACGCCUGACAAGAUAUUGGAAAGACACAUACGACUGGCGGGCUACGGAGAAGAAGCUCAACGAGCUCCCCAACUACCGAACCACAAUCCAGGUGGACGGUGGGUUUGAGCCAUUGAAGGUGCACUUUCUCCACAAGAAAUCCUACGUGGAGAACGCCAUCCCCUUGCUCUUCGUGCAUGGCUGGCCGGGAAGCUUCAUCGAAGCGAUCAAGAUCUGGGACAAAUUACCCUCCCCUGAACCGGGUACGGAUGACCCAGCGUUCGAUUUUGUGGCCAUCAGUCUGCCCAACUACGGCUUCUCCGAAGCACCAAAAAAGAAAGGGUUCGCCAUUGCGCAGUACGCCGAGACGUGCCACAAGUUGAUGUUGAAACUGGGGUAUAACGAGUAUGUGACCCAGGGAGGCGAUUGGGGGUAUUAUAUCACGCGGGCGAUAUCGCUUCUUUAUCCGCAAAACUGCAAGGCUACGCACGUCAACUUCGACCAAGGCGAAGCCCCCAGUUUCCUGAGGCACCCGACAUUGGCACUCCAGCACGCAGUCACACCGUACACGCCCGCAGAAAAGGAAGGCCUGAAGCGCACGGCGUGGUUCUUCAAGGAAUCCUCGGGCUACCGGGCCCAACAAUCCACCAGACCACAAACACUGGGUUACGCAUUGGCCGACUCCCCCGUAGCCCUCCUAUCCUGGAUCUAUGAAAAACUCCACGACUGGAGCGAUUCCUAUCCCUGGACGGACGAGGAAGUCUGCGAGUGGUUGAGCAUCUACUGGUUCUCUACGGCGGGUCCCGCCGCCUCCCUGAGAAUCUACUAUGAGGCCACGCACGAGUGGGAUCCCGACCCGGCCAGGCGCGUCACCCGCGACCGCACGCGCGAGUACAUUGGCGGCGGCGUCAAAUUGGGUCUGAGCCACGCGCCCAAGGACGUCAGGGUGUUGCCAAAUACCUGGACAAGGACGCAAGGGGAUGUCGUCUUUGACAGAUCACACCCGAGCGGUGGACACUUUUUUGCCUACGAGAGACCGGAGCUCUUGUUGAGGGAUGUCAGGGACAUGUUUGGGAAGAAAGGGGGCGCGAGGGAUGUGGUCAAGGGGAGGAGCGGGUAUUGA
Fonsecaea multimorphosa CBS 102226 is the source of this 1242-nucleotide messenger RNA. RefSeq lists its product as uncharacterized. Bases 1 to 1242 code for a protein of 413 amino acids. The record is from RefSeq and is a predicted model, not a curated record. NCBI's taxonomy places the organism in Eukaryota, Fungi, Ascomycota, Eurotiomycetes, Chaetothyriales, Herpotrichiellaceae. Gene Ontology annotation, biological process: epoxide metabolic process. Gene Ontology annotation, molecular function: epoxide hydrolase activity. The transcript has a single exon.